Molecule: messenger RNA, 4251 nt
Organism: Daldinia loculata
Lineage: Eukaryota; Fungi; Ascomycota; Sordariomycetes; Xylariales; Hypoxylaceae
Exons: 6
Coding region: 1-4251 (1416 amino acids)
Source: RefSeq, a predicted model, not a curated record
AUGGCGUCACAAGAUCCAACCUGCCAGGCAGUGAACUUGUCUGAUGGCCAGCCAUGUACCGCUGUCGCUACGACGUGGGAAAACCUUUUCUGUAGGUUUCACGGAAAGCAGUGCCAUGGCCUAUAUAUCGGCUACAAGAGACGAAAUGCCAAACUGGAUGCUCUGUCGGACAAUGCUCCCCUUUACCUAAAAACAGCUAAGGUUCCACUGGCCAACGAAACGUUUGAAGAUGCCAGCGACGAGACUGUCUUGCGGGAGAUACACGCUCAUCUCUACCAAGAAUAUGUACUUCUUGGAAAGGUGAUGGACGCGCGGAAGCUUCAUCAUAAGCACUUCUACCCGCUCCAGAUGGACUAUGGCCAUCAGGCUUAUCUGGAUACUCUUUCUAAUCGGCGUCAUAUCGUCUUGCGUGCGCUCGAGAAGCUCGAGACACGCACUGCUCAGGUUCUUUAUGAGAAAGAAAAAUGGUACAAAUGGGUCCGCGAAGUCCAACUGGAAGAAGAGGCGACUCGUGAAAAAGAAUCGAAGAAAGCCAAGCUCGAGGCAGCCAUGUUCAAGCGCCACUGGAAGAAGAUGCAGACUCGCUUGCGAGCUCAGCGCAAGAAGGAAGAAAAGCAGCGCCAAGAUGCCUAUCUUGAAACAGCCUACCAGGAGCGCAUGUCUAUGUCAGUUGAUAACGAAGACGACGCGGAAAUGUGGGAUCCCAUCGAAGAUGUCGUCGAUGACGAACGUAGUCGAUAUGUUGACCUUAUAAAGCAUUUCCUAUGGAUGGAGGUCCUCGCUGACAUCGACGAAAGCGAGAGUUCUACUCGGAAAACUGCCGAUUCCUCCAAUCCUGCCGGUAGUAUGGAAAAGCUUGCAAUAUCUGAAGAGAAGCAGCCCAAACGGUCAAAGAAGAAGGCGAAAUCCAAAGCUACAAAACAAGUACCUAUAAUAAGUAAAACUAAACCCCAGGGAGGCACCGCCUCAUCCCGCGAUCGUCUGACAGGCCAAAGCCGAAUCAUGGAGAUGAUAGAUGAUGAUUCAGAGCCACUAGAGGAGCUCCCAGAGCCGGACAAGAGCAAUAUCGAGACCGAGUCUGAAAUGAGAAAACGCCUCAAAGAAGGCGUAGAAAAGAACUACGACGAUAUCGAGGGUCCGAUUUUAGUUGGAACCUUGGAAAACCCUCACGGCACCCACCUUAAGACAGCUCCCUUAGCAGAUGAAGAGAUUGAUUCUCUCAUGAGAGACAUAAAGGAGAUUAAGCUGUUCUUAUUCUGCCGUCUCCUCUUAUCGCACGCCUCCUUACUCCCUGCGGCUGUGCGGUCCUCAAGCGUAGAAGCGUUCCUUAGUGAUCCCGAGAUUGCUGAAUCCGACCUCCGGGAUCUCUGCCUUAAAGUAGAACAGCCUAGUCUUCAGGACAUUCGGGAUGCUUGUGCGGAUCUUAUUAGGGGAGACGAGCCUGAGGUGGAGGAGGACGAUGAGGACGUCCUCGAGGAAGAAUCAUUCGAAGACGUUAUACUCCAAGAACAUCGAUAUGGUCACCUCCAAGGCCCUGAAUGGUUCCUGUCUAACAUGCUUGCCCAGCGUCAGAAACUCGUUGGCAAAGAUGGCGAACUUGAAAAGUUUAAGAAAGAGUUUGGCAAGAAAUCCCGUAAGCAGAGCAAGAUGAAAAUUCGUAUCUGUGGUAAAAGCAUCUGGAACUAUUCAAGCGAAAACUCCAUGUCUCGAAAUGGCUGGCUUCAGUUCUCCGUCAUGGCAAAAGACUGCGACUUAAAGCAUGCCGUCCAGCUCUGUAGAAACUGGGACGAAUUCUCGCAGCUCAACUUCCUUACCGUUUGGCAAUACUUCCCCGCAUCGAACUGGAUAUCUUGGGGAAGCGAUAGGUUAACGCAACAGCUACAUGAACUUGGGUUCUUCCCCUAUUUCAAGGACUUCGAGGCCCGGAAUCAUAGCCGGCAUUUUCAGAUUGGUGCUCGGAGCCAGCACCGGCGCCAGCACAAUAUUGUCGAAGCUAGAAACAUUGUUGUCGGCCACAUGAGACGCAACGACUCGGUAACUCGCCGUUUUCUCCAAUAUUGUACGAUGCGCGCCGGUGAGUUGCUCGUCCUCGUGCGGGAUGGCAAGACAGGAAAGAUAAUUACCGCCCCUGAAGAGGAGCAUCUGUGGACAUUACGCCGUAAGGAAGGACUUGGUCGCGCCUCGAAGAAUGAGUGGGAUAUACUACUCGAGGUUGGCCCUGAGUACUUUGAUAUGGUGGACAUACUCAGAAAAUGGCGCCUGGGCUUCGAAGACUAUUACGAAGUCUGGCUAUGGGACUUUGUCCCUUGCAACGACCCUAUCCUUCUUUACAACAUAAUCGUUACGGAACUCCGAAAAGCAUGGAGGGUAGCCAAGCCUUUUGACGUGUAUCGGCACAGAGAGCCGUUCCUUCGCGGUCUCACAAGAGAUAAAGAGACGAUGCGUGUUCGUUCUAUCCAGCCGGGAGAGCAAGUCGCAAGCUUGUGGGACGACGUCAACGAUCCAUCAAACACAUUUCUCACAGCGGACGUAGUGAAUAAGACGGUCCUCGAAACGAGCGGCGAGGCGCAUAUCGAGUCUUCCCCGUACCUAUUCUACAAUGAUUCCGAUGCUGCCGAGGACUUGGUCCUCUUUUCCGAUGAACUCAUCACACCUAAUCGAAAUGUUCCCUUUAGGGAGGUUACAAACUCGAUUACUCGGCUGGAGACGACGCCAGCUACGAUGAUUAACGUCCUAGCCGAGGGAGCCAGAGAGAUGAGCAAGCGGGACAAAAACCUGUCUGACCUCCCUGACUCCGACAACGAUGAGGACUGGAGUACAGAUCUCGAAUCCGAUAGCGACGACGAGGACAAGAAGAAAAUUGUAACUCACUGGAGCCUACCACAGAUAUGGGAAGACGCGAUCGCAACGAUCAAUCAUAACUAUAUUAGUAGCGAGAAGAAAAAACUGCUACGUCGAGUCGGGCUUCUGAGCGAGUCCUCAGAGGUGAUUCGUGGCGGCAUUAAUAGCCUUUACGGCGUGGAAUCCAAGUUGAAAGAAUCCGACAAAAUCAUGGUCAUGGAAAAGGAUCGUGGUGAUGCAUUUGUCGAGGCAUUCCAUGCCGGAGACUUAGAACCAGGUGCUCAAGAGAAAUAUGCUGAAACCCGCAAGAUCCUUGGUGGUAUCCUCGGGUCUCACCAAACCAGCGAGUCGACAGACUGGGUUUGGUUUCUGGUUGACAUGCUCGACUGGCUCGGGCUUAGAACCGAUUAUAAGAACUAUACGCGCGAUGCACGUGCGGGCUGGCCACACCCGUUCAUUGCACAGGACAUCAUCAAAUCGUUCGUUUCCAUGGCUAUGUUUUUCCCAAGCUUGGAGCUGUGUAGACCUGUGACAGACUUCUUCGAGUCGGAAGACGGCCAAAAGUAUAAGGAUACCCCCCUUCUUAAGUUGGACGAGCGCGCCAAGAAACUCCCGGAUUGUCGCAUGAGGACAAGCUUCAAGUAUCGACCAAAAGAGUUCUGGAGGGAGUGGGAGGGUGUGCUGAAGGAAGCCAAGACAAAGCAGAAAUACUAUGCGGAUAUAUACCCGAUGGAAUGGAGUGUUGCCAUUCGGCCCAUCAUUGCGAAGUUAUACCUCGCCGGAGUUAUCGCCCCGGGAUAUUUACAAAACGAUCCGCUGGUUGUUCCCGGCUUUGCCGUUGCCAACUCCGAGCCGCACCGCCCAGGCAAGCUGGAUCUAUUCAUGGACUACGCCGACCGACAGAAGGCGAUCCAGUAUCCUCAGAAUAUCCCGGGCUUCGUCAGUCCCGAUAAGUGGCCUGUCUUCCUCCCGCUCGCCCGGACUUUUGCCUCUAAGCACGACAAGUCGAGAUUCGCGGUCCUCCGCAUUUGGUCGGCGCCGCACUUCUACCCAGCAAUGUUGGGUGGCUGGAACCGGCAUGCCACAGCGUUUCUUGACAGCACAGCACGGUCCUGGAUCUGGAAGUUCAUCCCCAAGGACAUGCCAAUCAGCGAAUGGAGUAUGUACCAUACUAUAAAAACGCGCCUUGAGCUUCUAAAAGAGGAACUCAAGGUCGGAGAACGUGUCGUGCACCGCGGCGAGACUAUCCUCGUUAUGGGUCUUGACGAGGCCGAGCUACUGAAGUACGUCACAGCAGUUGUAUUUGCGAUCCAGACGAAGCCAUGGCACCGAGAGAUCGACCUCUGGAAGAGUUUUGUCAACGUUGACUUGGAGUUUCUGGAGGGGUUGGAUCCAUACUGGCUGGACUGA